This is a messenger RNA of Vitis riparia (riverbank grape), 2566 nucleotides long. RefSeq names its product pentatricopeptide repeat-containing protein At5g44230. Gene Ontology annotation, biological process: RNA modification. The coding region runs from base 152 to 2095 and encodes 647 amino acids. The transcript has a single exon. Gene Ontology annotation, molecular function: zinc ion binding; protein binding; RNA binding. NCBI's taxonomy places the organism in Eukaryota, Viridiplantae, Streptophyta, Magnoliopsida, Vitales, Vitaceae. The record is from RefSeq and is a predicted model, not a curated record.
UUAAAAGGACCCUGUCUUCUUAAAAGAAAAAAUCACAUACUUCUAAAAAUGUGAUUAAAAAUCCCCUUUAAUCUAAUGUCCCGCCUUCUUCCUUCGAGUGGUCUCUCAUGUCUUACAGGAAGCACCCCAAUGAACUGUGAAAUCGCGUGUAAUGGUCAAAUUCUGUACAAAGACAGGUCUCUUCAUUCUCCCGAAAACCUCCUAUCAUCAGCUGCAAACUCAAUCUUUCAUUCCGUUUUCUAUACGCCAAGAACAAAAGAUUUUAGAAUCGCGGCUUGUGUCAGUCCUUCAUGGCUGCACCCACAUCAACCAAGUCAAACAAGUGCACGCCCACAUCUUCCGGAAGGGUCUGGAACAGUGCUGCUUUGUUCUCGCCAAGCUCCUCCGUACGCUCACCAAGCUCGAUGUCCCAAUGGACCCCUAUCCGCGCCUUGUCUUCCAACAAGUUGAAUACCCCAACCCAUUUCUUUGGACCGCGCUUAUUCGCGGUUACGCUCUUCAAGGGCCCUUUAUGGAAUCGGUUCUUCUGUAUAAUAGUAUGAGAAGGCAAGGCAUUGGCCCUGUUUCCUUUACUUUUACAGCACUGCUCAAGGCUUGUAGCGCUGCUCUUGAUGUCAAUUUGGGGAGGCAGGUACAUACCCAGACGAUUUUGAUUGGCGGGUUUGGUUCUGAUUUAUAUGUUGGGAAUACUUUGAUUGAUAUGUAUGUGAAAUGCGGGUGUUUGGGUUGUGGACAUCGGGUAUUCGAUGAAAUGCUGGACAGAGAUGUGAUUUCUUGGACUUCUUUGAUUGUUGCAUAUGCGAAGGUUGGAAACAUGGAGGCUGCAAGUGAGUUGUUUGAUGGGUUACCCAUGAAGGAUAUGGUGGCAUGGACAGCAAUGGUCACAGGGUAUGCCCAAAAUGCUAGGCCAAGAGAGGCAUUGGAAGUUUUUGAAAGAAUGCAGGCUGCAGGCGUUAAAACGGAUGAGGUUACCUUGGUUGGUGUCAUUUCAGCAUGUGCUCAACUAGGUGCAGCUAAGUAUGCUAAUUGGGUCCGGGACGUUGCAGAGCAAUCUGGAUUCGGGCCUACCACUAAUGUUGUUGUGGGAUCUGCAUUAAUUGAUAUGUAUGCGAAGUGUGGGAGCGUAGAAGAUGCUUACAAGGUUUUUGAAAGAAUGGAGGAAAGGAAUGUGUAUUCUUAUAGUUCAAUGAUUGUGGGGUUUGCAAUGCAUGGUUUGGCUGGUGCUGCGAUGGAAUUAUUUGAUGAGAUGUUGAAGACAGAGACAAAACCAAACAGGGUCACGUUUAUAGGUGUUCUUACUGCUUGCAGCCAUGCAGGUAUGGUAGAACAAGGUCAGCAAUUAUUCACAAUGAUGGAAGAAUGUCAUGGUGUUGCACCAUCAGAGGAUCACUAUGCCUGCAUGGUGGAUCUUCUUGGUCGAGCUGGACGCUUGGAAGAAGCUCUCAACCUUGUAAAAAUGAUGCCCAUGAAUCCCCAUGGGGGUGUGUGGGGAGCACUGCUUGGGGCAUGUCGCAUCCACGGGAAUCCUGAUAUGGCCCAGAUUGCUGCAAGCCAUUUGUUUGAGCUUGAACCCAAUGGUAUUGGGAACUACAUCUUGCUUUCCAAUAUAUAUGCUUCAGCAGGCAGGUGGGAUGAUGUUUCGAAGGUAAGGAAGUUAAUGAGGGCGAAGGGUCUGAAAAAGAAUCCUGGAUGCAGCUGGGUUGAAGGAAAGAAAGGGAUAAUUCACGAGUUCUUUGCAGGUGAUAUGUCCCAUCCGAAGUCCAGGGAGAUUAAGCAGGCACUGGAGGAUCUUCUCGACAGAUUAAAGUAUCUUGGCUACCAGCCAAACCUGAGUUCUGUGGCCUAUGACAUUAUUGAUGAAGAGAAGAAGCGGUUGCUAAUGAGUCAUAGUGAGAAGCUUGCUCUGGCGUUUGGCCUGCUCACUACAAAUGCUGGGUGCACCAUUAGAAUUGUUAAGAACCUCAGGAUAUGCGAAGAUUGCCAUUCAGUAAUGUGUGGUGCUUCUCAGAUCACAGGGAGAGAAAUUGUUGUCAGGGAUAACAUGAGAUUCCACCAUUUUCGCGAUGGGGGAUGCUCCUGUGGUAACUUCUGGUGAUGGAAGCAUGGAUUGGAACUGCAACAUUGACCAAUUGGAUUUUUUCUUUUCUUUUCUCAUUUGAAGUUUGGUUAAUCUUACACCAGUACAGAGCCUAUUGAAUUUGAAUCCUAAUUAUCCACCCAAGUUGCCACCUUUGUACACUCUUCUGCACAAGUACUUGCUCCAAACUGGGCUUUGAAGGAAGAAGAGAAUAGAAUUGACAAGGAUGGAUUUAAUCCGGCGAGCUACAAUAUCAUUUACACAAUGAUGAACUCCAGAUGUCAUCUUUAAGCAAUCAUCAGGAAAUCAUACUGUAGCAGUCCCAGUUUUCUUUUCCACCCGUAUUGGAUUUAUUUGAAUCAAUCCCCAAUUUUAUAAACGCCUAAUAUAGCUAGCAUCUCCUCUGUAUUAUUACAAUCAGGAUUUUGUGAUAACUAUAAUUUUGAGAAUGAUUCAAUUGCAACUAGGAAAUUUAUUUAUUGGGUUUCA